AUGGGCGUGUUCGAAGAUAGUCUUCCACCAUAUUGUCAAAUAACUGACCUGACGUCUAUUGUUGAUGGAUAUACGGUUAACAACCAUACAGGAAUAAGACGUCUUCAAAAAUUGGAGAUGGCUCCAUUAUCAAAGCCAUUGAUGGCUGUUGGAGGAGCAAAUAUUAAUCACACCAAGGCUAAAUAUUAUAAAGCAUAUUUAGUCUUGAUGUAG
Molecule: messenger RNA, 213 nt
Organism: Funneliformis caledonium
Lineage: Eukaryota; Fungi; Glomeromycota; Glomeromycetes; Glomerales; Glomeraceae
Source: the annotation of a GenBank genome assembly